This is a messenger RNA of Trematomus bernacchii (emerald rockcod), 5702 nucleotides long. RefSeq names its product insulin receptor substrate 2-like. Gene Ontology annotation, cellular component: cytosol; plasma membrane. Bases 181 to 3324 code for a protein of 1047 amino acids. Gene Ontology annotation, biological process: insulin receptor signaling pathway. Lineage: Eukaryota; Metazoa; Chordata; Actinopteri; Perciformes; Nototheniidae. Gene Ontology annotation, molecular function: phosphatidylinositol 3-kinase binding; insulin receptor binding. The record is from RefSeq and is a predicted model, not a curated record. The transcript has 3 exons.
UGUUGUUUUUAUCCUGGAUCAGAUCAGUCCCGCUGCACUGUUGCUUCUACCGUGGCCGAGGACACAUCUAUAGACCUCUGCCAUGGAUUAAACACAUUUUUAAAACGGGAUAUCAUUAAAGUUUUUUUGCAAACGAGUUUUUUUAAAUUUUUUGCUUAUCUGGAACUUGAAAAAAGAGAAAUGGCAAGUCCGCCGGCGACGGGAGGACACCUGUUAUCGAAUGGGACGUACGGAGUGAAGAAGUGCGGAUACCUGAGGAAGCAGAAACACGGACACCGGCGCUUCUUCGUGCUGCGCGAGCCGACGGAGCGCUGCCCUGCGCGGCUGGAGUAUUAUGAAAGCGAGAAGAAAUGGAGGAACAAGUCCGCUGCCAAACGGGUCAUCACUUUGGACUCGUGUCUGUGCGUAAACAAACGGGCCGACGCAAAACACAAGCACCUGAUUGCCCUCUACACCAAGGACGAGUACUUUGCCGUGGCUGCAGACAACGAGCAGGAGCAAGAGAGCUGGUACUCGGUUCUGACUGAUUUAAUAGCCGAGGGGAAAGUGUACGACAGCCCUGCUUCUACCUCCUCUCUAGUGGGCUUUGAGGAAGCCAACUACGGACUGAUCACUCCUGCAACAGCUGUCUAUAAGGAGGUGUGGCAGGUCAACUUGAAAUCCAAAGGUCUGGGCCAGAUCAAGAACCUCACUGGAGUGUACAGGCUGUGUUUGUCCAGCAGGACCAUCAGCUUUGUCAAACUGAACUCAGAAACAGCUGCUGUCAGUUUACAGCUCAUGAACAUCAGGAGAUGCGGACACUCGGACACCUUUUUCUUUAUAGAGGUGGGUCGCUCAGCUGUCACUGGGCCUGGGGAGUUCUGGAUGCAGGCAGAGGACUCAGUGGUUGCACAGAACAUCCAUGAGACUAUCCUUGAGGCCAUGAAGGCCAUGAAGGAGCUGUCAGAGUUCAGGCCGCGGAGCAAGAGCCAGUCUGCCAGCACUAACCCCAUUUCUGUUCCCACACGACGCAACCUCAACAACCUCCCCCCCAGUCAGACAGGCCUGGUGAGGAGAUCCAGGACAGAUAGCAUGGCAGCAAACUCCCCAGGGAGGAAAUUCACAUCAUGUCGGAUAAGAACGGCCAGCGAGGGGGACGGGAGUGUGACCCGGCCUGUGUCCAUGUCCAUAUCUGUCAACGGGAGUCCCACCAGUCCCAACUCUGGGAAUCUCCUCAUCAGGUCCCACACGCUCAGCAGUGGGCGCACCUGCAGGAUGCUGGAGUCCUCCUCCAACCUGCACCACAGCCGCUCCAUGCCCGUGUCCAACUCGCCCCCAGGCACCUCAAGCCCCAUAAGCAUGUCCCCCAGGGGGGCCAGCAUCUCCACUCCUGACAAGAUCCGGCGGCCUUUUAGCUGCAGCGCCUCCAUCUCUGGCUCCCUCAGUGACACUGACAGCUCCAGCCCAAGUGAACCCAGAUUCAUCCCCCUGACCCGCAGCGACACCCCCGACUCCCUAUCCAGCACCCCUCCAUCCCGGGACAUCAGCGACCCCUGUGGCUACAUGAUAAUGGAGGGGGGAAAUGUCACCAGGUCUGGGGUUGGGGUUGAUGGCCUUGCAUGUGACAACGCUUACAGGAAGAGGACGCACUCCCUCACCACGCCACGUCAACAGAGGGCUGUGGCGCCGCUGGCCUCCGCCUCCCUGGAUGACUACACCCUCAUGAGGAUGGCUCACGGGCAGAACUCCGCAUCGCCCAAAGUGUGCUACCCUGAGGACUACGGAGAUGUUGAAAUCGGGUCAUCCAGGAGCUCCAGUAGUAACCUCGCUGAUGAUGGCUACAUGCCGAUGACGCCAGGCUUAACGGCCCAGUCUGGCAAAGUAGACUACAUGCCCAUGAGCCCCAUGUGUGUCUCCGCACCGAAGCAGAUUGUGAACCCUAGGGUCCAUCCCCAGGCGACUGUGAGCGGCGGCUACAAAACCAACUCUCCCUGCAGCAGCUCUCUGGAGGACAGCGGCUACAUGAGAAUGUGGUGUAGCUCUAAAUCGUCCAUGGAGAGCUUAGACAGGAACGGUGAAUACAUGAACAUGUCGCCUGGAAACCCACCUCCACUCCAGACCCCCCCUGAUUACUACUUGGGCCUGCUAUCUGGGGAACAUGCAGCAGUGAGGUCAGCGUACCAGGGCGGCUCUCUCACACUCCCUGCUAAACUCCAGGCCUCCAAGAAUGAGGAGAGCAACCAGUAUGUGUUGAUGAGCCCCCAGAGUUUGAGGCAGAGGGUGGGGGAGUCAGACUAUUAUUCAGUCAUGCAGCCCAGUGCAGCCCCUCUUAGCCCCUCCGUGCCCUCCCCAGUCAGGCAUGGCCGGGCAGAGAGCCUGCCCUACAGAGGGAGGCUUGGCAGGCCUAACAGACUUUCUCUGGACACCCUGAGGACCCUGCCCAGCAUGAACGAGCACCCCCUGCCCGGAGAACCCAGGAGCCCCGGGGAAUACAUCAACAUUGACUUCAGCUGCGCCAGAUUCUCCCCACCCUCCAAUGUGUCCACGGAGAGACAGUCUUCAUCACUGGGCUCCAGCGGAGGGGGCCCCGGGAGGUCCUCUCUGUCAGACUACAUGAACCUGGAGCUGGGCUCACACUCGCCCAAGGAGGCACACACUCCCGCUGAGCGCUUGGACACACUCCCAGAGUUAUCUAUGUGCUCAGAGGAGGACAGAGUGUACCAUCUGGAGGCUGAGAAAGGGUCUCAGGGCCUCUGUGACGAGGGGAAAAACGACUACACUGAGAUGACAUUCGGGAUGACCAGCUCCCCACCACAGCUUGUUCCUCAGAACACCGCAAGCAGCCAGAGCAGCAGGGAGAGGAGGCUCUCUCUGGAGGACCAGGGUGUCCCAGAAUGCAUUGGGGCCUUCCUGCUCGGGGGCACCUCUUCCUCCGCAGUUGACCCCGACUGCUCCGCCAAGGUGAUCCGGGCCAACCCUCAGGGCCGUCGGCGGCACAGCUCCGAGACCUUCUCCUCCACCGCCACCGUGACCCCGGUGUUCCCCUCCUUCGCCCGCGGGGACAUGAAGAGGCACAGCUCCGUGGAGAACAUCUCGUCCCGGAGCAGCGAGGGGUCGGACGAGGAGUACGGCAACAGCCCCGUGAACCGGCAGAGCUCGGCCGGGUACGCCAACGGACUGAACUACAUUGCCUUGAACCUGCUGGACAACAGGGACGUGGAGAAAUGCGAGGACCUGGCUGGCUUCAAACCCACCAGCAGCUGCAAAGGGGGCAUCAAUGGAUUACACAGCUCCCCGUAUGUGUGUUUGGGGUUCAAGGAGGCCGCAACCACUGCCAAAGACUGAAGGUCUCGUCUGUCCUCUGACUUGGCGUCUUCACCAACCUGCUGCUGGAAACAAGAAAUCUACUUUGCCCUACCACUGGGCCCUAAAAGACUGUCUGGACCCUCAGCAUCACUCUCACACACUUACGAAACAAGCAGGUCAUCGUCUAUGCAUGUCAUGAAUUUGCUGGAGGCAACACAGGUGUGCUCAUGUAUGUGUGUGUGUGGGCGGAUGUGUGUGUGUUGGUGCGUCUAAUGUUCACUGCGCUUUCAGAGGCCAUUUUUCAUGUGACCGACAUUUUGGCGCAAGCACAGAAGCAAAGAUAGUCAGAAUAUAACAAUAGUUGAAUGGUACCCUGAUACUAUUUAUUUACUUGAGGUUAGUUUUAUGACUGCCUGUAUGAGUGCGAGUGUGUUCCUGAGACAAAUUACGACCAACCUGUAUGACAGUGGAAAAUGAAACCUACUAUAAAAAUGGCCCAGGCAGCGACGAUACCAAGGUACACUGAUAUAACUAUAUUUAGAUGAGAUAUUUUAUUUAUUUUUGGUAGAUGAAUGUUUGAUAAGACCUACCCAAUGCCUUAAUGUCUAUAUUGUCCUUAUGUUUUCUAUGAGAUAAGAGAUACAUAUUAUAUUACAGUGUGUCUGUUUAGACCUCUAUAUUGUUAUUCUAUUGUGGACAUUUUGCUUAAAAUAUGAUUUCAGAAAUAUACAGUACAUUGGGGCUGCUUGACAUCUGAUUUAUCUUAUGGAUAUUAAAGUAUUUUCUUAAUGACACAUUUCUUAUUUAUUCUAACCUAGUUUAUUUUUUGUCCAAUCAAAGCGCUGGACUUACAGAAAUAUAUUUCUAAAUAUCUUUAAGAGUUAUGCAUGUGUUUGUAACUCAGCUCAGACCCCACAACACCAGGCAUCUGAUUGCACUGUUCCUCCCUGAAAACCUCACACACUCCUACCUUCAAACCUAUUGACUGCUGUUGAGUAAAAUGCAGGACACCCUGCUGUGAUAUAUUUUGACAGUACAACUGUAUAGUUAAAGUGACGAUGAAGGGGCGAUGGAGCCAAUGAAAACUGUCAGGGUUGGGGCACAGUCGAGACGUUUUCUGGUCAUCCAACGAGGGCUAAAGUAAGGGGAAAAGGGGUUGGCAGUGCGGGACAAUCACACAAAAAGUAAAAGUAGGGAGGCCACAUCUGGCACCAACAGGGAGAUUUACUGGUGAAACAAGUUUAGUCAGAUAUUUUGUUUGAACAAUAUCUGAAUUGCAGACUAUAUUUCACGAACUAUUUAACAAUGUCAGGACAAUGCUAAAAUAAUGGCACACUUUAGCUGUCAUUAGUUAGGCUACCAUUAGCAACUGGUCAAAGCCCUAGCGACGGUGUGCUUUAUUGAUGCUAAAUUCAUUUAAACGUCAUAGUCUUUGUUUUAAUCUGAACCAAACAUUGUGCUCUAAAGAGAAAUGAUUAGUCAAAAUGUAUACAAACUCCAAAAUGGCCGCCAGUGGGUUAAUAUUAUCUGAAAGCCCUCUAAGCUCUCCUCACAUUGUAGUGUUUGCGUCAUCCACUGUGCCGACUCCAACUGGCUCACCACCUCUUCAGUGUACAGUAGAUUGUAAAAAUGAAAACCAUGUCUGAAUGUAUCGCUGAACUGGUGGGAACAACACACAAACACAAGGUGGAAAACGGUUUUGACAGAGUUUAAUAAUAUUGGAGCUACUACGCUAAGUUUUAUUUAUCUGCAGAUUCUUGAAGGUGUAUAUUUUGUACAUAGAAAGAGUUUAACUAAAACAAUCUAUUGAAAAUACACUUUUUAUGUUGCAAUGAUAUUCCUGUGUAAAGACUUUGGCUACAGAUUUUUCAAAAGGGGAUGGGGUUUUUCCUUCUGGGUUGUACAGGUUAUUGUAUGCUUUUCUCCCUCACAGUCUCAGUGACUAUAUGAAAAUAUACUGUCUAUUUUAUUAAAGAGAUCUCUUUGCCUUGUUGACACACUUUACCCCAAUGGCAUAUGCAAUAGUGACAUGAAUACAAUCUAGUUUACAACCGUGGAACCAAAUGUAACAUUGCAUUGAUGAUUUAUUUUCUUUUUAUUGCGAGCAGAAGCUGCUUUUCUCCUUGUACAUUUCUCUCUCUGCCAAGUGUUUUUGUUUUUGUCGCUGGGAAUUUUGUUCUUGACAUGUUUCCAAGCGCUUUCCCCAUUUCUGUGUCCAUGGACAGAAUCAGAUUGAUCUUCACUCGGUCUGAAUGUGUCGUUGUCUUCCAUUGUACAUAAUUCAAUAUACUGUUUAUUGUGAUGCUCACAAGAGAUGAUUAUAAUGAUUUUUAAAUUCUGGUAGUCCAGUAUUGCUUUUGUCUGUAUUGAUUAUGGAUAGCAACAUACAGAAAUAAAUGAAUUUAUUUAAACGGGUA